Rosa rugosa (rugosa rose) is the source of this 1029-nucleotide messenger RNA. Its product is annotated as putative disease resistance protein RGA4. The record is from RefSeq and is a predicted model, not a curated record. NCBI's taxonomy places the organism in Eukaryota, Viridiplantae, Streptophyta, Magnoliopsida, Rosales, Rosaceae. The coding region runs from base 1 to 1029 and encodes 342 amino acids. Gene Ontology annotation, biological process: defense response to other organism. The transcript has a single exon. Gene Ontology annotation, molecular function: ADP binding.
AUGGAGUUUGCCUCUGGCAUUGCUGAGACAGUCUUGGUUAGGCUAGCCUCCUAUGCUGCCCAAGAAGUUUGCUUGGCUUGGGGUGCCCAACUUGAGCUCAAGAAGCUCAAUAAGACCUUGUUAGCCAUCAAACUUGUACUCCAGGAUGCAGAGAGGAAGCAAAUGCAGAACCCCCUCAUCACUCAUUGGCUAGGAAACCUCAAAGAUGUUUGCAACGAUGCUGAGGAUGUACUCGACGAAUUUGAGUUCCGAAAGCUCCGACUCGAAGUGCUCACCAACGACCACCGGAGUGUCAAAGCAAAGGUACACCAAUUCUUCUCCCGUUGGAAUCCAGUCGUGUUUAACUUCAAAAUGGGUCAUAAAAUCAAAGAGAUUAGAGAAAGACUAGAUGAGAUUGAUGCUGAAAAGACAAAGUUUUCUCUCAUUCAAGUUGCUGAAGUAGUUGAUGAUUGUGGUGCGCCUCAAAGGGCGCAUGAUAAUAAAAGGGAGACAGACUCUUUACUGGUAGGUCAUGUUGUUGGAAGAGAUGGUGAUAAGGAAAAAAUUAUCCUUCUCUUUGAUGACACCAGUUCCUCCAGUGUCGAUAAUAUUUCAGUCAUUUCCAUCUUCGGGUUAGGAGGGUUGGGAAAAACUACACUUGCUAAAUCGGUGUAUAAUGAUGCUAGGGUAGAGAACACAUUUGAUAUGAGAAUGUGGGUAUGUGUCUCAGAGAACUUUGAUAUCCAUACAUUAGUUCGUGGCAUUAUUGCUGCAACUAAACAAGAAUGUGCCGGUGAAAGUUUGGAUCUUAUGAAAAGGGGGUUGCAAGAUAUUUUGAGAGAUAAAAAGUUUUUGUUAGUGUUGGACGAUGUAUGGGAUAAAGGGCCAACAGGAGUUACACAUCAAAAAUGGAGUGAGUUAAAAAUUGUGUUAGAUGUUGGAGCCAAAGGGAGUAAAAUCAUCGUAACAACACGCAAUGAAUCAGUAGCUUCAUUUGUGCACCCUAUACACAUGCAUCAUUUAAAAGUCUUUCUCAUGAGGAUUCCAUGA